Fraxinus pennsylvanica is the source of this 1272-nucleotide messenger RNA. The record is from the annotation of a GenBank genome assembly. NCBI's taxonomy places the organism in Eukaryota, Viridiplantae, Streptophyta, Magnoliopsida, Lamiales, Oleaceae.
AUGGCUAACAGAAACCCGUUCACCAUUCUCAUUUUCCUCCUUUACUGCUUAACUACUUUCUUCUCACUGACGACCUCAAAGUCCACAAUAGAGCCAUGUUCCAACUCCGACACCUGCAGUGCCCUGGUGGGCUACACUCUUUAUACCGAUCUUAAAGUCUCCGAGGUCGCUUCACUUUUCUCCGUCGACCCCAUUUCGCUCCUUCUUUCAAAUUCAAUUGACAUCUCGUACCCGGAUGUUGAAAACCACAUACUCCCAUCUCAACUCUUCCUCAAAAUCCCCAUCCCCUGUUCUUGUGUUGAUGGGAUUCGUAAAUCCUCCACCACCAGUUACAAGACCCGCCCUUCAGACACCCUUGCCUCCAUUGCCUCCUUCGUCUAUGACGGACUUAUCUCGGCCGUCCAGAUCAAUGAGGCCAACCCCGAUGCGGGUAUCUCUGACCCUUCUGUGCUCAAUGUAGGGACUAAGCUUAAUAUUCCACUCCCCUGUACUUGUUUCAACAACAGUGAUAACAAUUUGCCUGCGAUUUAUAUGUCCUAUGUUGUGAAACCUGUGGAUAUAUUGUCGGGGAUUGCAGCUCGAUAUGCUACAACUUUGACUGAUCUUAUGAAUGUGAAUCAGUUGGGGAGCCCUGCCAUUGACGAGGGUGACAUUCUUGCGAUUCCCUUAUCUGCCUGUGCAUCUAAUUUUCCAAAGUAUGCUUCGGAUUACGGCUUGUUUGUACCGAAUGGGAGUUAUGCUAUAACUGCAAGUCACUGUGUGCAGUGUAGUUGUGGGCCAGGGAGCCGCAAUUUAUACUGCUCUCCAGCUUCAUUGGCAGUUUCUUGCUCGAGCAUGCAGUGCCGAAGUAGUAAUCUCAUGCUAGGAAAUGUUACAACACAACAGUUGAGUGCUGGAUGCAAUGUGACUUCUUGCAGUUAUGGUGGCUUUGUCAAUGGAAGCAUCACCACCUGGUUGUCCUCAUCUCUUCAACCUAGAUGCCCAGGAUCACAGCAAUUUCCUCAACUUAUUGCUCCACCUACAGUAGUUCCAGAUUCAUUAUUUUCACCAGCCCCUUCGCCUUCCGAGUCUGGUGGUUUUCCAACAACGAACCCCAAGUCUUCUGUGGUGCCUUCCUCUGGCACAGGAAUAGGAUUUCCACCUGCGAAUGGACCAGCCGGAAGUGCCUCUGGUACAUCAGGUGCUCAUGCCUUGAUGAACAAUUUAUCUAGUUUUUCAGUCUUGCUUAAUUUAGGUCUGGUUUUCAAGAUUCUACUGUCGAUUCCAUUGUAA